GAGAAACAAAAUACAGGAUUUCCUGUUCUGCAGCCACUGGACCGGGCUGCAGAUGCCGGCAGGACUCCAGCGCUCUGAAAACAUGUGGAAGUUAAACGAGGAGGCGCUGGGAUUGCUGAGAAAACCAGUGGGAAAUAAAAGCAGGACGCUGUCUGCUUCUGCUCGCUAGCACGGCUAUGACCCCCCCGGAGCAUGGGAAGCACAGGAAGAACCCCUCCCCCUGCCGUGACCGCCCCAUGAGUGAAGAGACCCGGCCAGGAUGGAGAGCAACGUGUCCUCCGGUAACUGUUCCGACCCCCAGAUGUCCUUCCAGUCCACUCUCUACGCCACCACCUAUACCCUCAUCUUCAUCCCGGGGCUCCUGGCCAACAGUGCUGCCCUGUGGGUCCUGUGCCGGUUCCUCAGCAGGAAGAGCAAAGCCGUCAUCUUCAUGGUCAACCUGGCUGUGGCCGACCUGGCUCACGUCCUCUCGCUGCCCCUGCGGACCUACUACUACAUCAACCACACCUGGCCCUUCGGGAGCUUCCUGUGCCAGGUGUGCUUCUACCUGAAGUACCUCAACAUGUACGCCAGCAUCUGCUUCCUCACCUGCAUCAGCAUCCAGCGGUACUUGUUCUUGCUGCACCCCUUCCGAGCCAAGGGCUGGAAGCGCCGCUACGACGUGGCCAUCAGCGCCCUGGUCUGGCUCUUGGUGGGGGCAGCCUGCCUGCCCCUCAUCAUCGUCAGGAGCCCAGCCCUGUCCAACUCCAUCAACAGCUGCUUCUCGGACCUGGGCGUGAAGCAGCUCAGCCCGGGGGCCGCCAUCACGCUGGUGACGGUGGCGGAGCUGUUCGGCUUCGUCAUCCCCUUUGGCACCAUCGCCUGGUGCACAUGGAGGAUGUGGCAUUCCCUGCGGGAGGGCCCCACGGCGCUGCAGGACGCCGGCGAGAAGCGGAAGGCCCUGAGGAUGGUCCUCAUGUGUGCCGCCGUCUUCUUCAUCUGCUUCACCCCCUACCACAUCAACUUCCCCUUCUUCAUGAUGGUGAUCGAGAACGUCAUCCAGGACUGCGCCGUGCACCGGAGCACGCUGCGCUUCCACCCCAUCUCCCUGUGCCUGGCCAGCCUCAACUGCUGCCUGGACCCCGUCCUCUACUACUUCAUGACCUCCGAGUUCCAGGCACAGCUGCUGCGCCACGGCUGCGUGGCCCUGAGAGCCCGGCUCCCGCCCCGCCGGAGCAGUGCCUCCGGCACCGACACCGCCCAUGACAUCCGUGUCAGGAAGAGGAAUCUCCCUCGCCUCAAGUUCUGGUCUCUCCCCAAGUUCUUUGGCCAAAUAAACAGCAUGGACAUCCCUGCCGUGCCACCCGAUGAGCUGCUGCUGGAGUCCAUCUCGUGAGCAUCAGCCAGCCCUGUCCAUGCAGGGGCUCCUUGGACCUGCAGUGAAGACUGCUCUACUCUCCAGAUCUGUCUGGAAUUGUCCUUGUGUGCCACAGAGGCCAGGACCUCAUCCAUAAGGACGUCAUGAUGCCAAAAGAUUUGCUGGUUGUGUUGCUGCUGCUGGGGACUGUUGUCUUCUAUCCCCUCAAAAGCCAUCAUUGGUGCCAAAGUUUCCCCUGUGGUGAACUGCAGUGGGUUCAGGUGCCUCAGUUCAGCUGUUUCAGUGCUUCUGCAUAUUUGCCAUUUUUGGGAAUCCUUCUGAACCUCGAGCUGUGAGUGAGCAGCUCAGGGACACACCUCUGGGGCUGUUGGCCCUGAUGCUGGGUACCUACAGCCAGCAUCACCUGGAGCAUCCACCAUGCUCACACGGGGAUCAGGACAGUUCAUUAUCUCCACGUAAAUAGAACCUUUUUCCACUACAGAAACCCAUCACCUGGGUUCAAUCCAGCCUAAUCUGGACUGCAAGACUAUAACCAAGUAGAAAGUAUUAGCCUAUAUCACAUCAGUGUUAUAAGGGAGGGUUCAAACAAACUGGGCUCAGCUCACGCUGCUGGAAAAGGCACCCAGAGCUGAGCAGAACGAUCCACCUGGCUCCUGGGAGCCACAGGUGCUCGUUGAUUAUGGGGGAUCAAUAUUUGGAAGACAAAUUAUGAUAGCUAUGCCACAAGCAAAGAGGGAGAUGUGACACCUCCCAGGGCACAUGAACUCACAGAGCUGUGGUGUGAGCUGCAAAAACAGGGACUUGUCAUUGGUGUAUCUUGUGUUGUUAUUGGAAGUCUUGUGUUAUUUGUCAUGUUGCUGACGUGUGUGGUUGCACAUGAAGAUCUUAUCCAAACCUUCAGUUUUGCUUUGAACACCAAAAACCAUCCCAACCCUCACUGGGUACUGUAAAGAAAGUUUACAAAACUGACUCCAGUACAUCCUGAAAGCUUCAAACUCCGAGGAAAUAAAAU
Molecule: messenger RNA, 2369 nt
Organism: Prinia subflava (tawny-flanked prinia)
Lineage: Eukaryota; Metazoa; Chordata; Aves; Passeriformes; Cisticolidae
Product: putative P2Y purinoceptor 10
Exons: 2
Coding region: 260-1375 (371 amino acids)
Biological process (GO): phospholipase C-activating G protein-coupled receptor signaling pathway; positive regulation of Rho protein signal transduction
Cellular component (GO): plasma membrane
Molecular function (GO): G protein-coupled receptor activity
Source: RefSeq, a predicted model, not a curated record